Bolinopsis microptera is the source of this 4866-nucleotide messenger RNA. RefSeq lists its product as uncharacterized. The record is from RefSeq and is a predicted model, not a curated record. The transcript has 11 exons. NCBI's taxonomy places the organism in Eukaryota, Metazoa, Ctenophora, Tentaculata, Lobata, Bolinopsidae. Bases 1 to 4866 code for a protein of 1621 amino acids.
AUGUCAAAUCGGGACACAAGAUCACAAUCUGUAAAAGAUGAAGUGAAGACUGAGAUUCUGGACCAUGUUAUCAAAAAGGAGAUAAAGACUGAGCUACAGGAAGUCAACGGGAAGUCUCAUGGUUUUAUUUGUCCCACAUGUAAAGCUCAUUUCCUUUACGAUGAGUUCUUUAUGGAGCAUAUUAAAGAACACCACGAGGAUAUGGCUGGGUACAAUCCCUACAAAUGCAGCGAUUGUAAAUACACAAGCUCUUCUAAAUCAAAUCUUAUUCAUCAUCAACGAAUUCACACCGGUGAGAAACCCUACAAGUGUGAACAUUGCUCAUAUGCCUGUUCUCGAAAAGGUGAUCUAGUCUUACAUCAGCGAAUCCACACAGGUGAGAAACCCUACAAGUGCGAGGAAUGCUCAUUUGCUUUCACUCAAAAAGGUAGUCUAGUUAAACAUCAGAAAAUUCACACAGGAGAGAAACCCUACAAGUGUAAAGAAUGCUCAUAUGCUAGUUCUCAAAAAUGUAAUCUAGUCUUACAUCAACGAAUUCACACCGGUGAGAAACCCUACAAGUGUGAUGUAUGCUCAUUUGCUUUCACUCAAAAAGGUAGUCUAGUUAAACAUCAGAGAAUUCACACCAGUGAGAAACCCUUCAAGUGUAAAGAAUGCUCAUAUGCUUCUUCUCUAAAAUGUAAUCUAGUCCAACAUCAGCGAAUUCACACAGGUGAGAAACCCUUCAAGUGUGAACAUUGCUCAUAUGCUUGUUCUCGAAAAGGUGAUCUAGUCUUACAUCAGCGAAUCCACACCGGUGAGAAACCCUACAAGUGCGAGGAAUGUUCAUUUGCUUUCACUCAAAAAGGUAGUCUAGUUAAACAUCAGAAAAUUCACACAGGUGAGAAACCCUACAAGUGUACAGAAUGCUCAUAUGCUUCUUCUAUAAAAUGUAAUCUAGUCCAACAUCAGAAAGUUCACACUAAUGAAAGACCAUUCAAGUGUGAACAGUGCUCAUAUGCUUGUUCUCUGAAAGGUAAUCUAGUGAAACAUCAGCGAAUUCACACAGGUGAGAAACCCUUCAAGUGUGAACAGUGCUCAUUUGCUAGUUCUCAAAAAGGUAAUCUAGGCUCUGUGCUGGGUCCGGUCCUGUUCAACAUCUACAUUCGCUCUUUGUACUCAGCAGCACAUGAUUUGAACUUCUCCAUCCAGGGUUACGCCGACGAUCAUCAGCUGUAUAAAAGUUUCAAGCCAAACGAGGAGCCCACCGUCCUUAUCAACGAUGUUCCCAAAUGUUUCCAAGAAAUUAAUGACUGGAUGAAAAAACAUUAUCUACAGCUCAAUGCAGGAAAAACUGAGAUUCUUGUUUUUGGGACACCGCUUGUUCUCCAGCAGCUGUCUAUAGGGGGCGUGUUUGUUAACUCUGAGACGUGUGUCAGGCUGUCACCUGUUGCAAAGAACCUCGGAUUUCGUCUCGACUCUCAACUAAACUUUGGUGAGCAAAUCAAGCAACUUAAAACAUCGUGUUUUCUGAAACUAAGAGACCUUGCUAAGAUGAAAACAUUCCUCACAACCAAACAGAUGGGAACACUGACUCAAGCAAUUGUAAUCUCAUCGCUAGACUACUGCAAUGCGCUUUACUAUGGUUGUAGUCAAGCCUCAAUUACGCAGCUGCAGAACAUUCAGAACCGAGCAUGCCGUCUGGUUUUUGGAUUAAAGAAGAGAGACUCAGUCGAGGAGAAGCUCAAAUCCCUUCAUUGGCUCAAGCUUAAGUCCAUGGCUGACUGUGACAAAAUGGGGAGAAAUCAUAGCUGUGAUACUGAUGAGAAGGAUUUGGGUUUGACAGUUGGGCAGCAGGUGACUGCUAAUCCUUUUCGGGAUAAGAUAGAGUACCAAGCAACCAUCCUACGCCGCGUUAAGAGGGGGAUCUUUGAACUACAGUUCGAUGAUGUUUGCUGCAACGUGUCUAGAAAAUAUAUAAAGCUGAUAACAGAUCAAACGGCAGACGAUACCGGAUCUGUAAUGGAUGGUCCAGCUGAAGACAAGACCGGAUCUUUAAUGGUUGGUCCAGCUGAAGACAAGACCGGAUCUGUAAUGUGUGGUCCAGCUGAAGACGAGACUGGAUCUGUAAUCGAUGGUCCAGCUGAAGACGAGACCGGAUCUGUAAUGAAUGGUCCUGUUGAAGACGAGACCGGAUCUGUAAUGGAUUGUCCAGCUGAAGACGAGACCGUAUCUGUAAUGGGUGGUCCAGCUGAAGACAAGACCGGAUCUGUAAUGGGUGGUCCAGCUGAAGACAAGACCGGAUCAGUAAUGGGUGGUCCAGCUGAAGACAAGACCGGGUCUGUAAUGGGUGGUCCAGCUGAAGACAAGACCGGAUCUGUAUUGGGUGGUCCAGCUGAAGACAAGACCGGAUCUCGAAAAAACGACAAUAAAGCUAAUAAGCAAAUGAGUUAUUCUGGAAUUUUAGAGAAAGAGAACAAUUCAAAAAAAAACCCCUAUGAACGUAAACCAUUUGAAUGUAAUGUUUGUUCCUUUUCUUCCUCCUCCGAACCUCUUCUUCUGAAACAUCUUCUGAAACAUCUUCUGAAAUAUCAGAGAGUUCAUACUAAAGAAAAACCUUUCGAGUGUGAACAGUGCUCAUAUGCUUGUUCUUAUAACCAUCAUCUAGUUCUACAUCAGCGAAUUCACACCGGUGAGAAGCCCCACAAGUGCAAGGAAUGCUCAUAUGCUUGUGCUCAAAAAAGUAGUCUAGUCGAACAUCAGAGAGUUCACACUGGUGAAAGACCAUUCAAGUGUGAACAUUGCUCAUAUGCUUCUUCUCAGAAAGGCACUCUAGACUUACAUCAACGAAUUCACACUGGUGAGAAACCCUACAAGUGCGAGGAAUGCUCAUUUGCUUUCACUCAAAAAGGUAGUCUAGUUAAACAUCAGAGAAUUCACACUGGUGAGAAACCAUACAAGUGCGAGGAAUGCUCAUUUGCUUUCACUGAAAAAGGUAGUCUAGUUAAACAUCAGAAAAUUCACACAGGUGAGAAACCCUUCAAGUGCAAGGAAUGCUCAUAUGGUUGUAUUAAGAAACAUGAUCUUAUCAUACAUCAACGAAUUCACACUGGUGAGAAACCCUACAAGUGCGAGGGAUGCUCAUAUGCUUGUUCUCGAAAAUCUAAUCUAAUCCAACAUCAGCGAAUUCACACAGGGGACAAUCCCUACAAAUGCAGCGAUUGUAAAUACACAAGUUCUUCUAAAUCAAAUCUUAUACAUCAUCAACGAAUUCACACCGGAGAGAAACCCUACAAGUGCGAGGAAUGCUCAUAUGCUUGUUCUCGGAAAUAUAAUUUACUCCAACAUCAGCGAAUUCAGCAUUUUCUUAAGUCCAUGGCUGACCGUGAUAAAAUAGGAAGAAAUCAUGGCUGUGAUACUGAUGAGAAGGAUUUGGGUUUGACAGUUGGGCAGCAGGUGACUGCUAAUCCUUUUCGGGAUAAGAUAGAGUACCAAGCAACCAUCCUACGCCGCGUUAAGAGGGGGAUCUUUGAACUACAGUUUGAUGAUGUUUCCUGCAACGUGUCUAGAAAAUAUAUAAAGCUGAUAACAGAUCAAACGACAGACGAGACCGGAUCUGUAAUGGAUGGUCCAGCUGAAGACAAGACCAGAUCUUUAAUCGAUGGUCCAGCUGAAGACGAGACCGGAUCUGUAAUGAAUGGUCCUGCUGAAGACGAGACCGGAUCUGUAAUGUGUGGUCCAGCUGAAGACGAGACUGGAUCUGUAAUCGAUGGUCCAGCUGAAGACGAGACCGGAUCUGUAAUGAAUGGUCCUGCUGAAGACGAGACCGGAUCUGUAGUGGAUGGUCCAGCUGAAGACGAGACCGUAUCUGUAAUGGAUGCUCCGGCUGAAGGCAAGACCGGAUCUGUAAUCGAUGGUCCUGCUGAAGACGAGACCGGAUCUGUAAUGGAUGGUCCUGCUGAAGACGAGACCGUAUCUGUAAUGGAUGGUCCGGCUGAAGACGAAAUCGGAUCUGUAAUGGAUGGUCCAGCUGAAGGCGUGACCGGAUCUGUAAUAAAUGGUCCAGCUAAAGACGAGACCGGAUCUGUAAUGGGUGGUCCAGCUGAAGACAAGACCGGAUCUCGAGAAAACGACAAUAAAGCUAAUAAGCAAAUGAGUUAUUCUGGAAUUUUAGAGAAAGAGAACAAUUCAAAAAAAAACCCAUAUGAAGGUAAACCAUUUGAAUGUAAUGUUUGUUCCUUCUCUUCCUCCUCCGAACCUCUUCUUCAGAAACAUCUUCUGAAACAUCUUCUGAAACAUCAGAGAGUUCAUACUAAAGAAAAACCUUUCGAGUGUGAACAGUGCUCAUAUGCUUGUUCUUAUAAACAUCAUCUAGUUUUACAUAAGCGAAUUCACACUGGUGAGAAGCCCCACAAGUGCAAGGAAUGCUCAUAUGCUUGUGCUCAAAAAAGUGGUCUAGUCCAACAUCAGAAAAUUCACACUGGUGAAAGACCAUUCAAGUGUGAACAUUGCUCAUAUGCUUCUACUCAGAAAGGCACUCUAGACUUACAUCAACGAAUUCACACUGGUGAGAAACCAUACAAGUGUAAGGAAUGCUUGCUUGCUUUUACUCAUAAAGGUAGUCUAGAUAGACAUCAGCGAAUUCACACAGGGGAGAAACCCUACAAGUGUACAGAAUGCUCAUAUGCUUCUUCUAUAAAAGGAAAUCUAGUCGUACAUCAGAAAGUUCACAGUAAUGAAAGACCAUUCAAGUGUGAACAGUGCUCAUAUGCUUCUUCUCAUAAACGCCUUCUAGUUUUACAUCAGCGAAUUCAAAUGAGGCUGUUUUCAGAGGACCUGGAACUCAGAAGCGAGGAGCGCACGAAAAAGAAACCCAGUAAAGUUUAA